CCUGCGGGAGCGCGUCCCCGACGCCCUACAUAUACUCAGGUGCGCCGCACCUGUUCGCCCGCACCUGCCGACUCACCGCUCCGCUCUCUGCCGUGCACCGCAGCCUGGGGCCCGGGGGCCCGCAUACUUUUUGGGGACCACGCCCUAGCGGCCCCUCCACUUCUUUGGGUAGUCUCUGCGCACGCCGGAGGGAACCGCCUGGCCUUCGGGGGCCCCUUUUGUCUGGAACCAGUCCUUCGGGCGAAGCCGGUUCCCUUUGCUAUUUUGUUUUUACUGUAGGGUCGCCCUCCAGGUGCGUCCCAUCUUUUCUGAGACGGAAAUGGCCAAUUCGGGCCUGCAACUGUUGGGCUUUUCAAUGGCCAUGCUUGGCUGGGUGGGCCUGAUAGCGAGCACUGCCAUUCCUCAGUGGCAGAUGAGCUCGUAUGCGGGAGACAACAUCAUCACAGCCCAGGCCAUGUACAAGGGGCUCUGGAUGGAGUGCGUCACGCAGAGUACCGGCAUGAUGAGCUGCAAAUCGUACGACUCGGUGCUCGCCUUGCCAGCGGCUCUGCAGGCCACUCGAGCCCUAAUGGUGGUGUCCCUGGUGUUGGGCUUCCUGGCCAUGUUUGUCGCCACGAUGGGCAUGAAGUGUACGAGCUGUGGGGGUGAUGACAAAGUGAAGAAGGCUCGUAUAGCUAUGACUGGUGGAAUUGUUUUCAUCGUGGCAGGCCUUGCUGCUUUGGUAGCAUGUUCCUGGAUUGGUCAUCAGAUUGUCACAGACUUUUAUAACCCCUUGACACCCAUGAAUAUUAAGUAUGAGUUUGGCCCUGCCAUCUUUAUAGGCUGGGCAGGGUCUGCUCUGGUUCUCCUGGGAGGUGCCCUGCUCUCUUGCUCCUGUCCGGGCAGUGAAAACAAAGCUGUAUACCGUGCACCCCGCUCCUACCCUAAGUCGAAUUCUGCCAAGGAAUAUGUGUGAGCUGGGGUGCUCAGCCUGGGGGCAAGGUGUGGGACAAAGGCCUCCUGGUCAUUAUCCCUGAACACGAUGUACAGUC
Messenger RNA from Phodopus roborovskii (desert hamster), 1031 nucleotides. It is a transcript of the gene Cldn7, whose product is annotated as claudin 7. Gene Ontology annotation, molecular function: structural molecule activity. Gene Ontology annotation, cellular component: plasma membrane; bicellular tight junction. The coding region runs from base 320 to 955 and encodes 211 amino acids. Lineage: Eukaryota; Metazoa; Chordata; Mammalia; Rodentia; Cricetidae. The transcript has 5 exons. Gene Ontology annotation, biological process: cell adhesion; bicellular tight junction assembly. The record is from RefSeq and is a predicted model, not a curated record.